Messenger RNA from Prosopis cineraria, 1235 nucleotides. Its product is annotated as chlorophyllase-1-like. Gene Ontology annotation, molecular function: chlorophyllase activity. Gene Ontology annotation, biological process: chlorophyll catabolic process. The coding region runs from base 79 to 1026 and encodes 315 amino acids. The record is from RefSeq and is a predicted model, not a curated record. Lineage: Eukaryota; Viridiplantae; Streptophyta; Magnoliopsida; Fabales; Fabaceae. The transcript is spliced from 2 exons.
UUAAACUCAGAUAAACCUUCAGCAACGCCCCUCAUUCCCUUCACGUUACACACACAGCUUCUCCCGAGAUCGAGGACAAUGGCGUUGCUGGAAGCUCAACCAGUUCUGGCCACCACCAACGUCUUUCAACAUGGAGACAUAGAAUGCCAGCCACUCCACGUUGAUCCCUCGAGCACUUCCUCGCCCCCAAAACCAUUACUAAUCUUCACGCCAAUCGUGGCCGCCAAAUACCCAGUAAUCUUGUUUUGCCAUGGCUUCUGCCUUGCUACCAGCGGCUACUCUAAUCUCUUCAACCACAUAGCCUCUCAUGGAUACGUUGUUGUUGCUCCUCAGUUCUGUCUUAACUGCGAAUGGAUGCCCAUGAUGUCAUAUUGUGAGGUUAAGUGUGCGGGAGAUGUGGCGGACUGGGUAGCCGAAAAGCUUCAGUCAGUGCUUCCUGAGAACGUAAUACCAAAUCUGGAUCAAUUUGUGACGGCAGGGCAUAGUAAGGGUGGGAAUACAGCAUUUGCAGUAGCGCUCGGGCAUGCCAAGACGAAGCUCAACAUUUCAGCGCUGGUAGGCGUAGACCCCGUAGGUGGGCUUAAUAAGUAUUGCAAAACGUAUCCUUGGAUCCUCAAGGGCCAGGCCGGGUCUUUCAAGCUAACCAUGCCCGUAGCUAUAAUCGGAACUGGUUUGGGCCCAGAAAAAGCCGAUUAUUGCUGUUCGCAACCCUGUGCGCCUGAGGGCGUGAAUCAUGAGAAUUUCUUCUUCGAGAGCAAUCCGCCCUGUGCUUAUUUUGUAGCCAAGGAGUAUGGUCACAUGGACAUGUUAGAUGACAGUCUGGGAGUGAUUGGGAAAGUGGCGAGCUGUUUGUGUAAGAACGGGACGGGUGCUAAGGACUGCAUGAGAAGAACGGUCGGUGGCUUAAUCGUCGCCUUCUUGAGGGCUCAUUUGGAUCUGCGCACUCACGAUCUGGACGCCAUUGUUGCCAACCCUAGUCUUGCUCCUGCCACGCUCCAUCCUGCUAAGUAUAUAAAAGCACCCUGAAAUUCUCUCGUCUCGUUUCAAAUUUGUGUCCAAGUUUAAAUUCCUAAGCUUUGAAUAUGAAAUAUUUAAAAUUUUACUAUCCGGGGCCUCCUAGCUUGGUGGUGUCUUUUUCCACAAGACUUCAGGUGCACUUUGCAAUUAGGAAGCUUCAAGUACCACGUUAUAACUUCAGCACUAUUUCUGUAUUUUGUGAAUGACACGCUAUGAAG